UAUCAACACAAUGCACAACCAUUUCUACGUUUAUUUUCAAAAACAUUAAAAAUAUCUUCAAAAACGUAAGAAAAUUGAAAUGGCAAUCGAAAGGAAAAUUAUCGACCAAGUUUCUGGCUGGCUAACCAUCUACGACGACGGUUUCGUUGAUCGUACAUGGACCGGACCACCACAAUUCAAGUUCUUGUCAGACCCUGUCCUGCCACAUCACAAUUUCAUUGAUGGGGUCGCAAUCAAUGAUGUUGUGAUUGAUGAACAAUCUGAUCUUCGUGUCAGGGUUUAUUUACCACAAAUAAACCCUGACACUGAAAAACUGCCAAUAAUUAUCCACUACCACGGUGGAGGAUUUUGUAUUAGUCAGGCAGACUGGUUCAUGUACUAUAAUAUCUACACACGUCUUGCACGUGAAAUUGGUUGCAUAGUGGUUAGUACAUACCUUCCACUUGCACCUGAACACCGUCUUCCUGCAGCCAUCGACGCUGGCUAUUCCACUCUCCUUUGGCUUCGAGACUUGGCAAACAAGAAAUCCAGUGAACCAUGGUUGUCCACUAAAGGCGACUUUAACCGAGUUUUCCUCAUUGGAGACAGCUCGGGGGCUAACAUAGUCCACCAAGUGGCCAAAAAAGCAGCCAUAGAAAGCCAAAACCUCCAUCCAAUAAGACUAGCUGGUGCAAUACCUAUACACCCAGGGUUUGUCCGGUCCACAAGAAGUAAGUCCGAAUUGGAAAAGCCGCAAUCUCCAAUGCUCACUCUAGACAUGUUGGACAAGUUCUUGGAGCUAGCCUUACCCAAAGGAAGCACGAAAGACCACCCGAUAACAUCCCCAAUGGGAGAACCCGUAUCCGAGCUAGAUUUGCCACCAUAUCUAUUUUGUGUAGCAGAGGAAGAUCUUGUGAUCGAUACUGAAAUGGAAUUUUAUGAAGGAAUGAAAAUAGAUGGAAAAAAGAUUGAGUUGGUGGUGAGUAAUGGAGUUGGACAUAGCUUUUAUCUCAACAAGAUUGCCAUUGAUGUCGACCAGAAAACCUCAGAGGAAACUCGUAAAUUGAUUCAAGUGAUCGCCAACUUUGUUGGAACCCACUAAUUAUUAUAUUCUUAUUCUUAUAAUAAUUGUUGGCUUGUUGCAACUUUAUGUAUUUUCAUCGUUAAUUAUGAUUAUGAAUAAUAAUAUUCACCUUUUGGCUAAUA
This is a messenger RNA of Erigeron canadensis, 1185 nucleotides long. RefSeq names its product probable carboxylesterase 6. The coding region runs from base 80 to 1081 and encodes 333 amino acids. NCBI's taxonomy places the organism in Eukaryota, Viridiplantae, Streptophyta, Magnoliopsida, Asterales, Asteraceae. The transcript has a single exon. Gene Ontology annotation, molecular function: hydrolase activity. The record is from RefSeq and is a predicted model, not a curated record.